Molecule: messenger RNA, 5030 nt
Organism: Ictalurus furcatus (blue catfish)
Lineage: Eukaryota; Metazoa; Chordata; Actinopteri; Siluriformes; Ictaluridae
Gene: usp32
Product: ubiquitin specific peptidase 32
Exons: 34
Coding region: 177-5024 (1615 amino acids)
Biological process (GO): protein deubiquitination
Cellular component (GO): Golgi apparatus
Molecular function (GO): cysteine-type deubiquitinase activity; calcium ion binding
Source: RefSeq, a predicted model, not a curated record
CUAGAAUGGAGGCGUCGGCACGGAGCGGAGGCGCGUCACACGUUAACAACACAAAACUACUCUUUAGACCCCGCUACACCUGAGCGGACGGACGCUGGCUGUGUGUGCGGAGAGAAAAGGCAACAGGCACCGGACUCCCGCGCCCGACAGUCCUUACACACUGAAAUGAGGGCAACAUGGGGGCCAAAGAGUCGCGGAUAGGCUUCCUUUCCUAUGACGAGGCCGUCAGAAGAGUUACUGAUGUGGAGCUCAAGCGGCUUAAAGAUGCGUUUAAGAGGACCAGUGGCCUGUCCGCCUACAUGACCCAACAGUGCUUCUAUAAAGAGGUUCUGGGAGACGGCGUUCCACCAAAGGUUGCAGAGGUGAUCUACAACUCAUUUGGAGGCACACCAAAAGGGCUACACUUCAACAACCUCAUUGUUGGCCUGGUGCUGUUGACGAGAGGACGUGAUGAGGAAAAAGCCAAAUAUAUCUUCAGCCUGUUCGCCAGUGACUCGGGCAGUUAUGUGGUGCGAGAGGAAGUAGAGAGCAGGCUCCAUGCUGUAGAUGGGGAAGUCCCACCCUCGCUGAGGAAGUGCUUCUUAGAGGGUGAAAAGGUGAAUUAUGACAAGUUUAAGAACUGGCUUCUACAAAACAAAGAGGCGUUCACCUUCUCCCGCUGGCUGCUCUCUGGCGGAGUGUGUGUCACCCUGACUGACGACAGCGACACACCCACCUUCUACCAGACACUGGCUGGAGUCACACACUUAGAAGAAUCAGACAUUAUUGAUUUGGAAAAGCGCUACUGGCUUCUGAAAGCUCAAUCAAGGACCGGACGCUUUGACUUAGAAACCUUUGUUCCUCUGGUGUCACCCCCUAUUCAUGCAUCACUUAGUGAAGGCUUGUUUCAUGCCUUUGAUGAGAAUCGGGACAAUCACAUUGACUUUAAGGAAAUAUCGUGUGGGCUCUCUGCAUGCUGUCGAGGACCUGUGGCUGAGAGGCAGAAAUUUUGUUUCAAAGUGUUUGAUGUAGAUCGGGAUGGAGUUCUGUCUCGAGAUGAGAUGCACAAGAUGGUGGUGGCCUUACUGGAAGUGUGGAAGGACAACCGCACUGAUACUCUCCCAGAACUGGAAUCCAGCGUUUCUGAUAUUGUCGAAGAAAUCCUUAAGAUACAUGACACUACAAAACAGGGACACCUAACACUAGAGGACUAUCAGAUAUGGAGUGUGAAGAGUGCCCUGGCAAGCGAGUUCCUUAACCUUCUCUUUCAGGUGUGUCAUAUAGUCCUGGGCCUCCGGCCUGCUACGCCCAAGGAAGAAGGCCAGAUCAUUAGGGGAUGGCUUGAACGAGAGAGCAGACAUGGACUGCAGCCAGGCCAGAACUGGUUCCUCAUCUCCAUGCAGUGGUGGAAACUGUGGAAAGACUACGUAAAAUAUGAUAAUACAUCCAUUGUGGUGGAGCAGCCGGGAAUGCUGGGUAGUGGCAGGAGGACUCCUCAGUCCACACCAUCUGCUGAACCAGCCCUGAGCAAGACUGGAACAGUGGCACGAUCUCUUAGCUCUCCAGGAGAAAAGUCCCCAAAAAGCAACUGGGAGGUUUCAGAGAGCACCCCUAACAGUCAGCUGCCUCAUGUGAGCUCAUCAGCCACGGACAUCUGCUUUGCUCGGCAGCACAAUGUCUUGGAUAACAAUAACCAGUGUUUCUCUACCGCCAAUGGUCACCUACCCAACCACCUGGCUGCACAGAGGCCAGGUGCCAUCGACAACCAGCCCUUAGUUACCACUGAGCCCAUAAAGGCACCUACGUUAACCAUGGAGGGAGGGCGUCUGAAGAGACCCCUGAACCUGAUGGCUGGCCGGGAUUUUGAGACAGUACCAGAGCCAGUGUGGCGGGCACUCUACCACUGGUACGGUGCCAACCUUAGCCUGCCCAGACCGGUGAUCAAGUCGGUCAUCACAGACCAGCCAGAGUUGGAGCUCUUCCCCCGUUAUUUGCUCUUCCUUCGACAGCAGCCGGCCACACGCACCCCGCAGUCCAACAUCUGGGUUAACAUGGGUAUGAGCAGCCUGCGAAUGUUCCCUCCACACUUUCCCCGAGGUAACAUGCCAUCUCCGAAUGCCCCGCUGAAGCGUAUGCUGGCAUACACAGGUUGUUUCAGCAGGAUGAGCACCAUUAAGGACAUACAUGAAUACCUGUCACAGAGGUUACGCAUCAAAGAAGAAGACAUGCGCCUCUGGCUCUACAACAGCGAAAAUUACCUCACUCUCCUUGAUGAUGAAGAUCACACUUUAGAGAGUUUGAAAAUAGAGGAUGAGCAGCACUUGGUGAUUGAGGUUCGAAACAAAGACAUGAGCUGGCCAGAGGAAAUGUCGUUCAUCGCCAACAGCAGCAAAAUAGACAGACACAAAGUUCCUACAGAGAAAGGUGCUACAGGUCUGAGUAACCUGGGGAAUACCUGCUUUAUGAAUUCUAGUAUUCAGUGUGUGAGCAACACCAAACCUCUCACAGACUACUUCAUCACAGGGAGACACCUCUACGAGCUGAACAGACUCAAUCCCAUAGGAAUGCGAGGCCAUAUGGCCAAAUGCUAUGGAGAUUUAGUACAGGAACUCUGGAGUGGAACACAGAAGAAUGUUGCACCGCUAAAGCUCAGGUGGACGAUAGCAAAGUAUGCACCGAGAUUCAAUGGCUUCCAGCAGCAAGACUCUCAAGAGCUACUGGCGUUCUUAUUGGAUGGUCUCCAUGAGGACCUGAAUCGGGUCCAUGAGAAGCCCUAUGUGGAGCUGAAGGACAGCGAUGGGCGGCCAGACGCAGAAGUGGCCACUGAGGCCUGGGACAAUCACUUGAGGAGAAACCGUUCGAUUGUGGUGGACCUGUUCCAUGGCCAGCUCAAGUCCCAAGUCAAGUGCAAAACGUGCGGCCACAUCAGUGCUCGUUUCGACCCCUUUAACUUCCUGUCCCUGCCCCUUCCAAUGGACAGCUCCAUGCACUUGGAGAUCACAGUCAUUAAACUGGACGGUUCCACCCCGGUGCGCUAUGGUCUCCGUUUGAACAUGGAUGAAAAGUAUACAGGCCUGAAGAAGCAGUUGAGUGAACUGUGCAGCCUAAAGCCAGAGCAGAUCCUCCUGGCUGAGGUUCAUUCCUCCAACAUCAAGAACUUUCCUCAAGACAACCAGAAAGUGCGUCUGUCUGUAAAUGGCUUCCUGUGUGCGUUUGAGAUUCCUGUGCCUGGUUCUCCCACCUCUAUCACCUCUCCAGCACCAGUAGCCAAUACACUGAUGGGCAGUGGCAUUGCUCGGAACAGCCAUUCUGAGAAACCUGGCCCCGUUCCGAAUGGCACAGCUGGCACCCCCAUUCGAAGUGGAUCUGAUAGAAGUCUGGCUAAUGGCAUGCCAAGCACGGUGAUGCCCUCUGGCUCAGAAAAGAGUCUUGCCAACGGCAUCCCCAACGGCCAUGCUACCCCAGUUCAGGACAGCCCUUUCAUUGGCUACAUCAUUGCCAUGCACAGAAAGAUGAUGCGGUCAGAGCUAUACUUCCUCUCAUCUCAGAAGAACCGGCCCAGUUUGUUUGGCAUGCCUCUCAUUGUGCCGUGCACAGUGCACACCAGUAAGAAAGAUCUGUAUGAUGCUGUGUGGAUUCAGGUUUCCCGUCUAGCCAGCCCCCUGCCCCCUCAGGAGGCCAGCAACCAUGCCCAAGACUGUGAUGACAGCCUGGGUUACCAGUACCCUUUCACCUUGCGGGCAGUGCAAAAGGAUGGCAAUUCUUGUGCCUGGUGCCCGUGGUACAGGUUCUGCAGAGGUUGUAAAGUGGAGUGUAAUGAGGACAGGGCAUCCCUAGGAAAUGCUUACAUUGCUGUGGACUGGGACCCCACAGCCCUGCACCUCCGUUAUCAAACUUCCCAAGAGAGGAUAGUGGAGGAGCACACUAGUGUGGAACUGAGUCGGCGUGCCCAGGCCGAGCCCAUCAGUCUGGACAGCUGUCUGAAGGCCUUCACCAGUGAAGAGGAGCUGGGUGAGGAUGAGCUCUACUAUUGCUCCAAGUGCAAAACCCACCGUCUGGCCACCAAGAAGUUGGACCUCUGGAGGCUGCCUCCCAUACUGAUUGUUCAUCUGAAACGCUUCCAGUUUGUGAAUGGCCGCUGGAUUAAGUCCCAGAAGAUAGUGAAGUUCCCGUGUGAGAGCUUCAACCCCGGUGCGUUUUUGGCUCCACGUGAAGCUCAGAGCACAUGGGGCCUGCAGAGCCAGAGCGAGUGUCCGGUGGAGGAGCUCCAGAAACUGGACAGUGGAGAUUCCUCAGUGUCUUCCAUCUCCACUACUACUGUGGUCAGCCCUUCCAUAUCUGGCAGAGGCACCCCGAGUUCAAUUAGGAGGGUAGGCAGCCCACUGAGCAGAAGCAACAGCCCCAAUAACAGCCCUAAGAGCACAGGCCGGAAACAGGGACGUCUGCGUCUUCCUCAGCUCGGCAAUAGACACCGACUCUCCAACAGCAAAGAGAAUCUGGACAGCAGCAGUGGCUGUAAAGAAAGUGGCCCAGAACCCAGCAUGGUAACAGAGGCGGAGCCUCAGGUGGCAGGAGCUACUCUAGAGCCCAACACACACGACUCUUCCUGGACAUUGGUUCCCUCCAGUACUGACUGUGAUGUCAUCAUGGUGAAUGGGCUGAGCCAGGACAACAGCCAAAUCAAUGGGCACUCAGACGCCAGCACAGAGCUAGACAACACCUCUCAUCAUGGAGAUGAAGUCUGUCUUGAGCCAGUGUACAAUUUAUAUGCAAUCUCGUGCCAUUCAGGAAUCAUGGGAGGGGGCCACUAUGUGACCUACGCGAAAAACCCCAAUGAUAAAUGGUACUGUUAUAACGACAGCAGCUGCAAGGAGGUUCACUCUGAAGAGAUUGACACGGAUUCAGCAUACAUUCUCUUUUACGAACAGCAAGGAGUGGACUACUCUCAGUUUCUGCCUGUGACUGAUGGCAAAAAAAUGGCAGACACUACGAGCAUGGACGAAGACUUUGAGUCAGACUAUAAGAAGUACUGUGUGCUUCAGUGAUCCCAU